Cooperia oncophora is the source of this 678-nucleotide messenger RNA. NCBI's taxonomy places the organism in Eukaryota, Metazoa, Nematoda, Chromadorea, Rhabditida, Trichostrongylidae. The record is from the annotation of a GenBank genome assembly.
AUGAACACUUCCAGAGAGGUGGCUCGAGCUUUGGUUGAGUCAGAUGAUUGGAUGAAUAUCAUGUCUCCAACUGAUAUACUCCCGGUUGGACGUCAUAACCUUUCAAGGGUCACGCCGUUGAGGAAGUUAAUCGAGAAGUUCCCAGACAUCGCUGAGAUAGUGUUCAGCAAUUGUAUCAGUGAUCGCGGAGACAGUCCUGACGACUUCUACUUUUUCCGCGAGUAUAACUUUGCACUGAUUGACGACACGUACAUGAUGCCUUCAAAGGACGGAACUGAACUGCUAUCAACGGUGAACCCUUACGAAGAUGACGGGACCCUCAAACAAGGUGCCAAAGCCUAUUCGGACGAUUAUGAUGUCGUCUACAAAAACCAUCCUCUAAAAAUUAUGGCACAGUCAGAAAUUUUGCUAUCACAUCCGUUAGUGCAAGCGCUUUUGAAACAUAAGUGGAACAGCCUUGGACGAUACGUCUAUUACUUCGCUCUUUGCAUCUACUUAAUUUUCCUGUUCACCUUCACCAUGUACGUUACUCACACUCCACCACCUUUCAACGUCUAUGAUGAGACACGCAAGGAAAUGCGCGACCUCACGGACCUUUUCAUUAGCGAAAACGAAUGCCCAAAUGUGGUUAGUUCCUUAAGGUAUUCAAUGUUUUCUGCCAAACACUGGUCAUCUUAA